Messenger RNA from Exaiptasia diaphana, 2855 nucleotides. RefSeq lists its product as uncharacterized. Gene Ontology annotation, molecular function: triacylglycerol lipase activity. Gene Ontology annotation, biological process: lipid homeostasis; triglyceride catabolic process. Lineage: Eukaryota; Metazoa; Cnidaria; Anthozoa; Actiniaria; Aiptasiidae. The record is from RefSeq and is a predicted model, not a curated record. Gene Ontology annotation, cellular component: cytoplasm; membrane; lipid droplet. The coding region runs from base 131 to 1855 and encodes 574 amino acids. The transcript has 8 exons.
GGUGUGUUGGAAGGAAUGACCUCAAUGAAACAUGUUGGAGUAGAAAGCUAUAAAAUCGGAUGAAAAUAGCGCCAUUUUAGAUCUGAUUUUGGUCAAAUGAACUCAUUGCCUCCAAGAAAAGGUAGAAAACAUGAGUUCUACAAGGGAUCUUAAUAUUGCGUUCUCUGGAUGCGGUUUUUUAGGCAUUUACCAUCUUGGUGUCGUAUCUGGUCUGAAAGACAACGCGCCGGCUUUUCUUGAGCGAGUGAAAUGUUUUGGUGGUGCAAGUGCUGGUGCUUUUGCCGCUACGGCAUUACUGAUGGACCUAAACUUGUCAGGAAGUGCUGAAUUUGUCCUUCGUCUUGCUAAGAGAGCAAAUUCUUUGACAUUAGGACCACUCCAUCCACAGUUUCGUAUCGUAGACACUGUACGCAAGUCGUUUCAGAAGAUCUUGCCUGAAAAUGCUCAUGAGAUUGCCAGUGGACGGCUACACAUUUCUCUUACGAGAAUAUCUGACUUUAAGAACAUUAUCGUCUCUGAAUUUUCCUCAAAACAAGACUUGAUCGAUGCUUUACUAGCUACUUCUCAUGUGCCAUUUUACUCAAGCAUACUUCCUGCCAAGUUUAGAGGAGUGUAUUAUGUAGAUGGUGGUCUAACAGACAAUAUGCCUCAACACUUUGAGGGAGAAACAAUCACAGUKUCACCUUUCAGUGGAGAAAGUGAUAUCUGCCCUAAAGAUGGCUCUCCAAACCUGGCUUAUAUUGACCUUAGCAAUACAAGUGUCCAGUUCACACURCAAAAUCUUUAUAGAUGUUCCAGGGCUUUUUUUCCCCCUGAGAUUGAUGACCUGAUGGAGAUGUGUAAACAAGGCUACAGGGAUGCCUUGAGAUUCUUACAAACACAUUACCCUGAGACAUUAUCACCAGAAGUGCAAAGAAGGAAGCCAUCGUCAGUGUUCUCACCUUAUAAUCAAGUCAGCAAUUCAACCAAUCACAAGCCACAUUUUUCUAGGAUGAGCAGCAUUAGCUCUGAAUCAGUCUACAGCACAUGCAGCAAUACAGAUGGUGAUAUCUUCUUCAGUGAACAAGAUGAACAGGUAGAUGACGGUGAGGAAACUGAUGGAGAGUCAAAGCUUAGUUUGAUGUUGGAAGAGGCCACUCAAUCAAUCUCAGAAAAAGAACUCUGGUCUUGUUAUCUUCUACGUAAAGCUAUGUGGAUUUUCAAAAUGGCAGCUAAACCAUGUGUAUUGUCAGCAAAACAGAUAACUAACAUGGCACACAUGGUUAUAGAUUACAUGCCAGUCAUAGAAAAGACUGGAAUACAGUUUAUGGAUCAAUUUCUGGACAUGAUCUAUGUGAUGGUACAUACAUACAAGAACAAGCACCAAGUACAUCAUAAAAGAAAACAGGGAGUAGUUGCAUGUUAUCAAAGACCAUUAACCAAAACACAGGCAGUAUUACAUGAAGCUUCCUUUGAACUGGUCCAAAAGUGGAGACAAGAGUCAUCUAAAAACAGGCUGUUCAGGAACAAUUCACCCUCAACAACUUCAUCCUGUCAAUCAUCUGAUUCUGCAGUAGAUAGCAGUGAUGACAUUGAAAUCAUUCAUGAUGAGAGCUUCAUGAGCCAUGGGUCAGGGGGGUACGACAUGUGUGACAGYAUCUCAUUCCAUCCAAAGGUAUCAGAAGAACAGYUGGAGUUGACAUUAGGCGUAUGGGAGUCAGAGGGUGGUGCCUGCUAUUCUAACAGUCCURUAUACAAGUCAGAGGGGUCAUUGGAUGACUAUGUUGUUCUUGAUGGGUAUGAGACAGAUGUAGAGUCAAUGAUGAGUAGUGAYGCUGGCGAUGAGAUGGUAACAUUCCUGGAAACCAAUGUGUAGCAAGUAAUAUACUUCAUUAUCAGAACAUAUGUCACACAUAAGCUAUGAUAAAAAUUACUUAAUAUUUGGGAAAAAGAAUCACAACUGACACUGUUACAUUGUAGAUAUKGGUUAGUUAUGAAGAAAUCUUUUAUGACUUUAAACUAAAAUCAGUACAGUAGAGUAGACCGUGUAUAUAAUAUAUGUUGGAAGCAUAUGUAAAACAAACUACUUUUAGUGGAAUCAAUGCUAACAGUUAAUUCAAACUUUAUUAUAGUAAAUGAAAGAGUUUAGUACAAACUACAAAAGUGCAACUAUCUCAUGACACUGACUGACAAGCAUCGCAGACACCCAUUAUUAUUUAAGUCCAUGACUAAAUGUAUUAUAUAGUGACUUAUGAUACAAUGGCUGGUACAUUGUUCUUUUCAUACAACAAUAAUAUACUUGAAUAUUGACUUUGACAGYAUAAGAUUGUACAUAUUAUAACAUAUUGGAUUAUCAAGAGCAAUUACUUAAUUCAAUUAUUUUAAUAUAAAAAUUAAUGCUAUUGAUAAYAGUUGAUGCCAUUAUCUACCAUUUUGAAGUUUAAAAUUCUUGUUGAAAUUGAAAUUGAAACUCUUGAAAUACAGUAUUAAAAUUCAGACAGAAAUUUUUUAUAUAUUUUAAAAAUAUUGUACCAAAAGUAAAAUUAUAGAAAUUAUCAAUUUGAGGACAAAUGCCUCUCACUAAAGAGUACUAAAUGAGCAARAAACAAUUUUUCUAAAAUCACUGACAAUGUUAUUUGCAACAGUUUGAAUUCAAAGACUAUUUGUUAUAUAAUAUUGUGUACAAUGUACUAUUUCAAAUCAAAAUACCACUGAAAUAGAUUGUGGGUAUUACACACGGAAAAACCAUUAAAUACAUGUGACAUAGUUUAAGUAUUAUAUCCCAACUAUUGAUGUUUUUCACACGUUAAUGUUAAAGUUCAGAUAUAUUCUGUAUGAUAUUAUUUAAUAUUUCUGGGUUUUACCAGUUGUACAUA